Molecule: messenger RNA, 1183 nt
Organism: Maniola jurtina (meadow brown)
Lineage: Eukaryota; Metazoa; Arthropoda; Insecta; Lepidoptera; Nymphalidae
Gene: Agpat1
Product: 1-acyl-sn-glycerol-3-phosphate acyltransferase alpha
Exons: 5
Coding region: 34-861 (275 amino acids)
Biological process (GO): phosphatidic acid biosynthetic process
Cellular component (GO): endoplasmic reticulum
Molecular function (GO): 1-acylglycerol-3-phosphate O-acyltransferase activity
Source: RefSeq, a predicted model, not a curated record
GUUGUAAUUUUUUCUAUUUGUCUAUGGUUCGUUAUGGCUUCCUCCUAUUCAUAUCCUGAGUUAUUUUUGGCGGGUUUUAUAUUCACCUUGCCAUUUUUGUACGAAAAAUGCAAUUUUUUCCGAUAUCACUUGAAGUUUUUCUUAUACUAUGCUUAUGUGUUGAUAACAUGUACAGUUUUAUUACCCGUAGUGUUAUUAUAUCCUCGCGACGUUACGAAUCUAAUAGUAGCUUCGCGGUUUUGCCGCUAUGCUUCACAUAUCGUUGGAAUAGAAUGGGAAUUACGAGGAUUGGAAAAUUGGGAUAAUGAGCAAUGUUGCAUAGUAAUUUCAAACCAUCAAAGUUCAUUAGAUAUUUUAGGUAUGUUUGAAAUGUGGCCUCGUAUGAAACGAUGUACUGUUGUCGCUAAGAGGCCUCUAAUGUUUGCGGGCGCAUUCGGGUUCGGAGCUUGGCUUUCUGGAUUAGUGUUUAUUGAUAGAUUAAGAACAGAAAAAGCGCGGCUGCUUAUGAAAGAAGCCACGGAUAGAGUCAUUCAAGAGAAGACUAAGCUCUGGGUGUUUCCUGAAGGAGCGCGAUAUAAUAAAGGCUGCAUACAGCCGUUUAAGAAAGGUGCAUUUUAUUUAGCGAUUGAUGCCCAAAUUCCAAUAAUGCCUGUUGUAUUUAGCCAGUACUAUUUUCUUGACAAUGAAACAAAAACAUUUGAACCAGGAAAAGUUGUUAUCACUACUUUGCCACCCAUUCCAACAAAAGGAAUGACUAGGGAUGACUUGGAAGCCUUAUCUGAUGCAGCUCGUCAACAAAUGAUUGAAAUUUUUAAUGAAAGUUCUAAGGACCUAGUCAAGCAGAAAAAAAUAGCUGUUUAAGAGUUUAUCCCAGACAAGAAAUCAAGGCUUUUAAUGACUUAGUGCUACUAUCUAGAAAUUAUUAUUAUAAAUAAUGUUAAUCGUAUAGAUUAUAAUCAGUAUUUAAUAUCUUAUUUUACUCCAUAAUAUUAUGUUGUCCAUAAAAUACAUAUUUGUUAAGUUACAUCAAGAAUUAAGCACCUUUUGCUGGGGUAUUGUGUUCUAGUCAAUUCUUAUUCCUUAUUAGUUAUAUAGUUAGAUGUUUAUUGCUCACACUCUAAAUAUAUUUAUUUGAAACGCUAGUCAAGUAGAAAAUAAAAUUUGGUGUAUUGUAAAAAUAUAA